AUGGCGACCUCCGAAAAGGGUCAACGGCGUGACAAGCUUGAAGGCCAGAUCGACAAGCAGCUCGACAAGCUUCCCAUCGACAAGGAGAGACUCAAGCGGGAGUUCGACCUCUCCCACUUCGACCUGAACCAAAUCUUGCGGGGCAUCCAGUUGACGCUGGUUGGAGCUCAACGAGCCCUUCAAAAUCCUGCCUUGUUCACUUCGGACCACUACCGACAAGCCGGCAUUGCCGUCUUGAGUGGCCUUGCCAUCCGUCUCGUCAUCUCCAUUCCCAUCAUUGGCGUCAGAGUCUUUCUCUGGAUUCUCUCCUUUUUCUUGAGCCUGGACCAUGUCACUUGGGACGACCAGCUUGUCGGGGGCCUCAACUUCAUCGAGGAAUAUGUUUUGCAGGUCCCCUUUUUCCUCAUGGCGCUGAUGCGCUACGUCACCCCGACACUCGACAAUAUGCAAAAACACAAGCAUGAAGACCCGACCAAGCUUCGAGACAUGUACUAUCCCAACCUCAAGAUGUACAAGGUCAGCGACGGCAGCACCCACACGACCAGCACAGCAGAAGCCAUUAGCAUGUUUCUGUACCGCUUCGCUCGAAAGGGUGCCAUCUCCCUCGCCGUAUUCGCCCUGUCAUAUCUACCCAUCGUCGGUAGAUUCGUGCUGCCCGCAGCCAGUUUCUACACCUUCAAUAAUGCCGUUGGAUUGGGACCUGCGUCUGUCAUCUUUGGAACGGGCAUCUUCUUGCCCAAGCGGUACAUUGUCAUCUUCCUGCAGAGUUACUUUGCGUCCAGGAGUUUGAUGAGAGAGCUUCUAGAGCCGUACUUUUCUCGUGUGCACUUUACCAAGGAGCAGAAGAGGAACUGGUUCCGGAACCGCGAGGGAUUAUUGUUCGGCUUCGCCAUCGGGUUCUACACACUGAUUAAGAUCCCGCUCGUUGGUGUCUUGAUCUACGGUAUCGCAGAGGCCUCAACGGCGUACUUGAUUACCAAGAUUACCGACCCUCCCCCGCCUCCCGCCGAGAAGGCUGCUUUUGCCGCGAGCCAGCAAGAGUGGACGAAUAAGCACGAGUUCCUCAACCUCUCGCUCGGCGAUAUUGAUGCCAUUCACCUCAAGUCGCGGCCGGCAAACCCGACAGGCGAUGCUCAAAAGCACGAGUAG
Messenger RNA from Colletotrichum fioriniae, 1149 nucleotides. NCBI's taxonomy places the organism in Eukaryota, Fungi, Ascomycota, Sordariomycetes, Glomerellales, Glomerellaceae. The record is from RefSeq and is a predicted model, not a curated record.